AUGAGUUCUCGACCGGUCACAACCUUCGAGGUGGGUAUUCAAGAUAGCCAAGAUUUCCCCGAAGACAAUGGAAGCGAAGGAAAAAAGAAUCAGAAGGGAUCUGCACAUGACAAGGCCCGCAGAAAGAAUAAAGGAGGUGCAGAAGUCAUCAACGGCAAAGGGGCGAAAAAUGGUAAUUCGACAGACAAGCGAAAACAAGGCCAAAAGAAGAAAGCCACCGAGACCUCGAAUUUUAAGGAGAAAUCGAUAUCCAUUGUUGUAGGCGUGGACUUUGGGACAACGUAUUCAGGCUUCGCGAGUUCAGUUAAAACCUCGUCUUAUGAUAGGGUAACAAAACACCGAAAAUGGCCUUCAUGCAGCAACGCGCAGGAAAAAGUCCCGACAGUUGUUUCUUACAAUACUACUGACGAAGGACAGAAACGCUUGUCGUCUUGGGGUUACGCUGUGAAGUCCUCUUCGGAGGCAUAUACGUGGUUUAAGCUCGGACUGUCACAAACUCAGCGUAAACAUCGACUCGACGACCAACUUCUGUCAGAGGAAAUUAGCGAAAUAAAAUGCCCAGAUGGAAGGUCGUAUAAGAGUGUUGCUAUCGACUACCUUCAAAAGCUGUAUGCAUAUAUCUUAUCAGCUAUCGAGGAUGAACUCGGUGAAGCAACCUUUAGCCAGGUGGCAUUUCAUUUUGUUCUGGCGACCCCGGCUGGCUGGCCAGAUUUCGAUCGUCAAAAUAUCAAGAAUUGUGCAAAAGCUGCUGGUUUUGGUGCUCGAGAGAGCGAUAAAAUCUCGAUGGUUUCAGAGCCCGAGGCAGCCGCAAUUUGCGUUUUUCACACUUAUAGCACCAAGCUAGGAUCGGAGUGCCCAUUGAAGCCUGAAAGUAACGUCAUGAUUGUUGAUAUGGGGGGAGGGACGGUGGAUCUCAUCACUUACACUGUGAAAAAUCUCAAACCAUUUGAAGUUGAAGAGGCGUGCGUCGGUUCCGGGGCCAAAUGUGGAUCGACGAGCAUCAAUCGUCAAUUUCUAAAGUUCAUGGAAAGUCGAUUCGGAGACCAAUUCAAAAACAAACCACAAAAGGAUAUAGGUCUCAAAAGCAAGCUCAUGAAUGGAUUUGAAGACAUCAAGCGCAUGUUCACUGAAGACGCUGAUAGCCAGAGAGUACCCUUUCCAUUAGAGUGGGACAAUGCCGAUCAAUAUGACACAGACAAUCAAGAGAUAAUACUCACAAAUGAGGAGCUCCGAAGCAUGUUCGACCCGAUGGUGAAGAACAUUUUUGAGCUUAUCCAAGGACAGGUUGAAGAGGCUAAGAAGGAGACUAACACACCUAUAACUACAAUCAUUCUCUGCGGUGGGUUGGCCGAGUCGAAAUACAUUCGUUUUAAGAUCAAGGCAUUCUGCAACGAAUACCUCAAGACGGCUCAAGUUAUGAUCCCAGAGUCCCCAUGGUCAGCUAUCUGUGUUGGGGCGACAAUGAGCGGCCUAGACCCGAAUAAGGUCAUUAAGAGCAGAAGGGCACGACGUGCUUACGGAACCGUUGUUCACAGAAAGUUCGAGGAGGGGUUGUAUGAGGAGAGGGACGUAUUCGACUGCCCUAAAUUGGGAAAACGUGUUGGUAAUGUGAUGCAUUGGCACAUCAAAAAGGGGGAUCGUAAAUUGCCGAAUGAUAGGUACAAAUGGCUCACGAGAGGCUUUAUUGAUGUCGGAAAUGACGAUAAUGGAGAAAUCGAAGUUUUUUCUAGUGACCUAAAUGAUGCACCGAGUCGGAGGUAUCAUCCAGGAGUCGAUAAAAUCGGCUCUCUGCCAAUCGAUUUAUCCGAAAUUAUUGGUAAUAACUCUAGAAAGCGAAAAUCUGAAGACAUCGUUUCAGGGUUUUCAAGGAAGCGAAGGAUUCCAAUCCAAAUAGGGCAAGUGAUACUUCCACAGGCCGACAGUGUCGAGUUUGUUGCCCGUACUGGAAACAAGAAACUUGGAAAGGCGACGUUCAAUUAUGCCCCCAUAAUGAUAGACGGUAAAGCUGUUGCCGAUGUCGACGAUGAUGAUGCUCAGCCUGACGUUUGGCUCAUUCCUACCAGAGCCAACCCCACUAGUAACGAUGAAAAUCGGGAGAGGAGCACUGAGGAUGAGAGAAGUGGGUCAGAAUAUAGCAUCAAUGAUGACUCUAUUUUUGUUCCAAAGGCGCUUGAACUCAGCAAUAUCCAGUCAAGUCCAAUAAACCUAGACACUGAAGACGAGUCGGAGAGUAACGAAAACGGAGAGAGGGAAAUUGAUGACCAGGAGUUUAGAGAAUAUGAAGGGCUUGGAGAGGAUGAAGAGCUGGAAGAAUGUGAGGACCCUGGAGAAUAA
Molecule: messenger RNA, 2334 nt
Organism: Talaromyces proteolyticus
Lineage: Eukaryota; Fungi; Ascomycota; Eurotiomycetes; Eurotiales; Trichocomaceae
Exons: 10
Coding region: 1-2334 (777 amino acids)
Molecular function (GO): ATP binding; ATP-dependent protein folding chaperone
Source: RefSeq, a predicted model, not a curated record